ACUACCAUCUAACAUCUAGCAGUCAUCUACGCUCGCUCUCGCCCACACACUCGCCCGCAACAUGCAAGCUACAGGUAUCCAGCUAUACCCCCCGGACUCGACCGACGUACCUUCCUUAUCAGGGGAGGUGUUUCCGUACGAUGCUUUCAUGGGCAAGUGGCAUGUCGUCUGGUCGACCUUGCCGCUUUGGAAUGACAAGAAAGAUGUCACCAUCACCUACAAAUCGCUCCCAUCCGAUGGCGAGAAGAGGAAAUUCGACGAUCUCGUCGAAUACCGUAAACAGAGCGCUUCGAGCGAUUCGGCUCCAUCAACGGUUCUCGGCGUGGAUACUUUGAACACGUCCUCGACAUCUCACGGAGCCGCUUUCGAUUGGCGUGGAAAAGGCUGGCUCAUGAUCGCCACGUCGCACUGGCAAGUGCUCGGGUAUGACCCGGCGCCUGAACCGCAAUGGGCCGUCACCUACUUUUCCAAGACCCUCUUCACACCUGCAGGCGUCGACAUCUAUCUCAGAUCACCCAUCACCCCCGACAAUCGGGUCUUGGUGCAAGAGAUCGUCUCCAAGCUGAAACAUGUGCCCGGAGAGAUCGCUCGUCUCUCAGGAUCGGGGUUCGUGGUUGGGGAAGCCAAGUGAUCACAACAUUGCGAUGGUUAAUGCAAUCGACCUGAUGCUUUAUACAAUAUUCUUUUCCGUCUGACACGGCCACUUUCUGGCAUGCGCUACUUUCUAUUGGAUACAAGGCGACACAAUCCUACGAUGCUUGUCGGGUUCGUGCCGGUGAGAAGGAUGUUAGAUACAGCUGUUAUCAUUCUGUGGAAACCAGAUCAAGGGGUGGGACUGGGCUAUACGCUUUCGAGCGGAGGGGUCAUGGUCGUUGCCUUUACUGUUGGCGGUAUUAUGGCUUUCAAGAGUGCGGGUAAUCGGU
Filobasidium floriforme is the source of this 923-nucleotide messenger RNA. RefSeq lists its product as uncharacterized. Bases 62 to 631 code for a protein of 189 amino acids. NCBI's taxonomy places the organism in Eukaryota, Fungi, Basidiomycota, Tremellomycetes, Filobasidiales, Filobasidiaceae. The transcript has 7 exons. The record is from RefSeq and is a predicted model, not a curated record.